ACAGAGCUGCAUUCAUUUGUGUAUGUUAUAUGUACAUGGAGAUGAGCUUUAAAUGUAUCAAAUUAUAAGAAUUAAGACCACCAGAUCAUUGUAAUAACUAGCUUGUUUAACAUGUAUAUAAAGCUAUCAUUGCAGUGACUAAACCUGAUUCAUGAAGCCAACAGUAAAGAGCAAUCAUAUAAAAGGAAACUGAAAAAAUUUAGAGUACCUCCGGAGACUUCCCUUGAAGUGAUGUAAUACAGAUCAAUAUGCUGGGACUGUCACAAUCAUUACUAUGAUAAUCUAUGUAUUACCUUAUCUACGAAGCUGAUAAAGGAUCUUUAGGAUCUAUAAAAGGCAGGGGAUUGGCUUUGUAUUUACUACAGCCCAGAGGCAAUUAGGCAAAAAGCACUGCUUGCUUUAGUCUGCCUCUAGUAACUUUAGUGACACUCAGUGUUGCCUUUGAGCUCUCAAAUUGCAAAUUUCCAAAGCAGAGAAGAUGUGGAGGAGAAUGUCUCAGAUAUUGGUUUCUGUUGUGCUGAUGGAGCUGUGGUUGGUGCUGGUGGUUCAGACACUGCCACUUUUUGACGAAGGACCACACGUGCAAGGUGACUGGAGGGAGUCUAUAAGAAUCAAGCGUCUGCAAACAAGCAGAAGGCAUGGGCAGGAGAGCUUUUAUCUAAGGAUACAUGAUGAUGGCAGAGUAGAUGGAGAAAGACAUCAAAGCUUUCACAGUUUACUUGAAAUCAGAGCAGUUGAAAUAGGUGUAGUGGCCAUCAAAGGUUAUCACUCGUCUCUGUAUCUGUGUAUGGGAAGCGAGGGCACACUCUAUGGAAUGAAUAUCUUUUCUCCUGAAGAAUGUUCUUUCAGAGAGGAACUUCUUCCUGGUGGAUAUAAUAUGUAUAGAUCGAAGACGUACGGGAUUGCAGUCUCUCUACGCAAUAAGCAAAAGCUGCAAUCGAAAGGAAAAGGAAAUCCUCCACCACUGUCCCAAUUCUUACCUGUAAGACACGGGGUACAAUCAGACCUCAACCAGUAUCGGAUGGAUGAAGAGGAUGAAGAUUAUGGUAUUCAAUAUGAUGACAAAAAGAAUUCUCCAGAUUUUCACAGCAUGGACCCCUUUAGACUCAUAAACCAUGACAAAAAAUAGCAACUGGAGUUUUGGAAUAUACUGAAAUGGAAUGUAAAGAAAAAAAAAAUUACAAUUACGAGCAAAACUUACAAAGGGAACCUGUAAAGAUGGCAAAAUGACAAAAAAAGAAGUUACUGCACAAUACAACUCCAAGGUCAUCUUACCACCUUGUUUUCAUCGUGAAGAAAGGAUAGAACAAGUCAAAACCUAAAGACGUAAAACUUUUGGUACAGUUUUUUGCAGACCACACAAGAAUUUUGUGCAUAUUUUGUGGGCAUUCCACUAGAAGACCUAUACAAACCCAUUUCAGCUGCUAGCUUACAUGCACUACGAUCAUUCAAAAAAAAUGAUCAAACACCAUUUUCUGGUCCUUGGGGUCAAAAGAUAUCUUCGAACGGUGAUCCAGUGUUGCUGGAAAUUUUAUCGCUAUACAUAGCUUACAUACAAUUUUCAGCAUGCCUGAUAAGUGACAUAUGGGUACCAAAUCUGAGUAUACCGUAAAGAUUGCUUUAAAUUUUCUAUUCAUGUCCAUAUGUCAGAAUGUUUUAGAUAAUAUGUUUCUGAAUAUCAGAAGAAAUGGCAAACUAUAUUAUUUAGAUAUCAGGAGGCAGUUGGCCUAUAUCGGAGCCA
Rana temporaria (common frog) is the source of this 1741-nucleotide messenger RNA. It is a transcript of the gene FGF19, whose product is annotated as fibroblast growth factor 19. Gene Ontology annotation, biological process: positive regulation of cell population proliferation; fibroblast growth factor receptor signaling pathway; positive regulation of protein phosphorylation. The record is from RefSeq and is a predicted model, not a curated record. Gene Ontology annotation, molecular function: growth factor activity; fibroblast growth factor receptor binding. The transcript is spliced from 3 exons. The coding region runs from base 479 to 1129 and encodes 216 amino acids. Lineage: Eukaryota; Metazoa; Chordata; Amphibia; Anura; Ranidae. Gene Ontology annotation, cellular component: cytoplasm.